This is a messenger RNA of Molossus molossus (Pallas's mastiff bat), 2031 nucleotides long. RefSeq names its product plastin 1 (gene PLS1). Gene Ontology annotation, biological process: actin filament network formation; actin filament bundle assembly. Gene Ontology annotation, molecular function: actin filament binding; calcium ion binding. The transcript has 16 exons. The coding region runs from base 92 to 1984 and encodes 630 amino acids. Gene Ontology annotation, cellular component: cytoplasm; actin filament; actin filament bundle. The record is from RefSeq and is a predicted model, not a curated record. Lineage: Eukaryota; Metazoa; Chordata; Mammalia; Chiroptera; Molossidae.
CGAGCGCAGCGAGGGAGCCGCAGAGCGGACCAGCGGCGCCGGCGGGACCACCGCGACAUAAAGACCUGAAGGUAGUCUUUCCUGUCCAAAGAUGGAAAACAGUACCACUACCAUUUCUCGGGAGGAGCUGGAAGAACUGCAAGAAGCAUUUAAUAAAAUAGAUAUUGACAACAGUGGGUAUGUCAGUGACUAUGAACUUCAGGACCUGUUUAAGGAAGCAAGCCUUCCUCUACCUGGCUACAAAGUGCGCGAGAUUGUGGAGAAAAUUCUAGCAGUUGCUGACAACAACAAAGAUGGCAAAAUCAGUUUUGAAGAAUUUGUGUCCCUAAUGCAAGAGUUAAAAAGCAAAGACAUCAGCAAAACGUUCCGAAAAAUCAUUAACAAGAGGGAAGGGAUUACUGCGAUCGGAGGAACUUCGUCCAUCUCCAGCGAGGGCACGCAGCACUCCUAUUCCGAGGAAGAAAAAGUGGCUUUUGUUAACUGGAUAAACAAAGCCCUGGAGAAUGACCCCGAUUGUAAGCAUCUCAUACCCAUGAAUCCCAACGAUGGCAGUCUUUUCAAAUCACUUGCAGAUGGCAUCCUUCUUUGCAAAAUGAUCAACUUAUCUGAACCGGAUACAAUUGAUGAAAGAGCCAUUAAUAAGAAAAAGCUCACCCCUUUCACUGUUUCUGAAAAUUUAAACCUAGCCCUGAAUUCUGCCUCGGCCAUUGGAUGUACAGUGGUCAACAUUGGUGCACAGGAUCUCAAAGAAGGAAAACCUCACCUGGUCUUGGGACUUCUCUGGCAGAUCAUCAAAGUCGGUCUUUUUGCUGAUAUUGAGAUUUCCAGGAAUGAAGCUCUGAUCGCGUUGCUCAGUGAGGGCGAGGAACUGGAGGAGCUGAUGAAGCUUUCCCCGGAGGAAUUACUGCUGCGGUGGGUGAACUACCACUUGACCAACGCAGGAUGGCACACCAUCAACAACUUCAGCCAGGACAUUAAGGAUUCAAGAGCCUAUUUUCAUCUGCUUAAUCAGAUUGCACCUAAAGGUGACCGGGAUGAUGGACCUGCCAUUGCCAUCGAUCUUUCAGGAUUUAAUGAGAAAAAUGACCUGAAGCGUGCUGGAUUUAUGCUUCAAGAAGCAGAUAAACUGGGCUGCAGACAGUUUGUCACUCCUGCAGAUGUGGUUUCAGGCAAUCCUAAACUUAAUUUAGCGUUCGUAGCUAAUCUGUUUAACACAUACCCCUGCCUACACAAGCCUGAUAAUAAUGACAUCGAUAUGAACUUAUUGGAAGGGGAGAGCAAGGAAGAGAGGACAUUUCGAAACUGGAUGAAUUCCUUGGGGGUCAACCCAUACAUUAAUCAUUUGUACAGUGAUCUCGCAGAUGCCUUAGUGAUCUUUCAGCUCUAUGAAAUGAUUCGCGUGCCAGUCAACUGGAGCCAUGUCAACAAACCUCCGUACCCUGCUCUUGGAGGGAACAUGAAGAAGAUUGAAAACUGUAACUAUGCAGUGGACCUUGGGAAGAAUAAAGCCAAGUUCUCCUUGGUUGGCAUUGCUGGACAGGACCUAAAUGAAGGGAACGCAACACUGACGCUGGCAUUGGUAUGGCAGCUCAUGAGAAGGUACACAUUGAAUGUGUUAUCAGAUCUUGGAGAAGGUGAAAAAGUAAAUGAUGAAAUUAUAAUUAAAUGGGUCAAUCAGACUCUUAAAAGUGCAAACAAAAGUACUUCUAUUUCCAGUUUCAAGGACAAAUCUAUUAGCACUAGUCUACCUGUCCUAGAUUUAAUAGAUGCCAUCGCACCAAAUGCUGUUCGUCAAGAAAUGGUCAAGAGAGAAGACUUUUCUGAUGAGGACAAGCUGAACAAUGCUAAAUAUGCCAUUUCAGUUGCUCGAAAGAUUGGUGCCCGGAUAUAUGCCUUACCUGAUGACCUCGUGGAAGUGAAACCAAAGAUGGUUAUGACGGUGUUUGCAUGCUUAAUGGGAAAAGGACUGAACAGAAUAAAAUAAACACUUAAUAUAAUUUUCUGCCACAUUUACACAUUGAAUGCCUCACA